GUAGCAAGACUUAAAUAAAACGGACUUCUGUUGCGUUUCGAAAAAUAAUGAUUACGGAAAGUGUACUUUUUAGAGUUUAUGUCGUGAUGACAGUUGUUACUUUUUGUUCUUCAAGUUCUCAUGUUUCGGAAUUGACCGAAAUGGUAUUUAAAGUCCAUAGUGAUGAAAUUGUUUUGUCGUCACACUAUACAGAAGAUGUCUAUUCAGAGUCAUUAUCAAUGUGCGCUUUGAUGUGUUUAUUACAGAAGAAAUGUUGUGUUGCUAGUUUCUUUGAUGAAACUUCGAUUUGUCGACUUGACAAAUCGGAAAAAUGUUGUGCUGUUACUAAUAUUGCUGUUGGAUCGAGAGCUUUGAAAAGAAAUACGUAUUUUCCACCGGUAUGCACUGAAUGUGUCAGCUUCGGUAUGUCUUUGUACAAAAUUAUUGAAAUUACAGCCACUUGGUCAGAGGCAAUGAAUAAAUGUACAUGCUUUGGGGGAUAUUUGGCUGAAAUAGAAACUGAAGCUGAGAGCGAGUUUAUCACAAAUGAGAUAUUCACAAGAAACACUGGGGCAGUCGGAUACUGGUUGGGAGGUUACAACUUUAACAAUGAUAGUGAUUUGGAAUGGAUCAGCAAGCCAAAUGAAAGGAUGCCAUAUACUAAUUAUGCUUCUAACGAACGAAAUCAACCAGCCAGUAAAAAUUGUUUAAUGGCCUAUAAAGAUUUUAAUUUCGAAUGGGUAGAUGGAUAUUGUCACUUGAAAUGUGCAUACAUAUGUGAGAUUUGAGACUCGUACAGAGGAUGCAUUGGGAAGCAGUGGCAGAGGUAGACAAGAAACUAAUUUUUUGAGUCUUUGACUGUGUGCGACAAAUUGAUUUUAAAAAGAUUUUGUUCAUAUUGAAAAUAUAUUUGAUUCUUAUCCCAUUUAUAUGAUGAAAUAUAUAUGUUUGUAUAUUGUUAAAAUCCCCACUUUCUUUGAAUCUGCUGUCUAUGUAUCUAUGCAUUUUAAGUCUUUUCAUAUAAAGCAUUUGUAUGAGUUAUCUCCCAAUUUGUCUGAAGUUUAAAUGCAAUUUGCUGUACAGUUAUGUCUUUUGCUGUAAAAACUUGUCUCCUCAAAUCUCAAUAUGUCCAUAAUAAACUGUCAUACAUUUUG
Messenger RNA from Mytilus californianus (California mussel), 1133 nucleotides. Its product is annotated as perlucin-like protein. The transcript is spliced from 4 exons. The coding region runs from base 48 to 767 and encodes 239 amino acids. Lineage: Eukaryota; Metazoa; Mollusca; Bivalvia; Mytilida; Mytilidae. The record is from RefSeq and is a predicted model, not a curated record.